Messenger RNA from Prunus mume (Japanese apricot), 1991 nucleotides. The record is from RefSeq and is a predicted model, not a curated record. Lineage: Eukaryota; Viridiplantae; Streptophyta; Magnoliopsida; Rosales; Rosaceae.
CUUAAAAUUUUUUAAAAAUCACUUAUCACCGCAAAUAAGUAAUGCCAAACUGGCACUGAGACGUUUUAGGACCUUGACUAUGCAUAUUUUGAAUUUAUACAUCUGCGAUGUAACACACAAACCACUGCCCAGAAAAAAUAAUUAAUUACGAAAUAACUUCUGCUCAAAUCGGAUCGGAAGGCCAACUUGUGCAUAAUUUGUAGCUGGUCUGAUCUGAACCAGUAUCAAUUAAUGGAUGCCAGGAAAGCCCAUAAAGCCUCCUCUUCAUCCUCACCAUCCUCCUCAUCAAAACGUUGGAAGUACGACGUGUUCUUGAGCUUCAGAGGUGAAGACACACGCAAGGGCUUCACAGGCCACCUCCACGCCGCAUUAUCUGAUGCCGGAAUCAGCGCCUUUCUUGACGACAACGAGCUAGAAAGAGCGGAAUUUAUAAAACCCCAACUGGAGCAGGCAAUCGACGGGUCCAUGAUCUCCAUAAUUGUCUUCUCCGAGCGUUAUGCCGAUUCCAGUUGGUGUCUUGACGAGCUGGUUAAGAUCAUGGAGUGUAGAGAACGAUUGGGGCAACAAGUUAUUCCAUUGUUCUAUAAUGUUGAGGCUUCAGAUGUCCGGAAACAAACUGGUAGUUUUGCACAAGCUUUUGAGAAACAUGAAGUGGGCAAACAUGAUAAAGAAAAGGUACAGCGAUGGAGAAAUGCUCUCAGUCAAGCAGCAGAUUUGUGUGGGGAAGAUCUUAAAAAUGCUGACAAUGGGCGUGAAGCAAAGUUUAUCAAGAAAAUUCUUGGGGAGGUUAAUAAGCAGUUGUACAGCAAAUACCAAUUAGACAUCGAACACCUUGUUGGAAUUACUUCUCGGCUGAACAAUGUUGUUCGCAUGAUUGAUAUUGAAAAUUCAGGUUCUAAGGAUGUUGUUCGCAUGAUUGGUAUUUGGGGGAUGGGCGGCAUUGGGAAAACAACGCUUGCCAAAGCCAUUUAUAACAAAUUUGAAGGUAGCUUUGAAGGUAGGAGUUUCCUUGCAAACGUGAGGGAAGUAAUUGCAAACCAACCCAUUACUGGUCUGGUUGGUUUGCAAAAACAACUUCUAAAUGAUAUCUUGAAAAGCAAGGGCCACAUAAAGUUUGACUCUGUUGCUAAAGGGAUCGAGAUGAUAAGAAAAAGACUUCCCUGUAAAAGAGCACUUGUCAUAAUUGACGAUGCAGAUGAUCUACAGCAACUAAAAGCAAUAGCUAGAGCUCGUGAUUGGUUUGGUCCUGGAAGUAGAAUUGUUAUAACAACAAGAAAUCAACAUUUGCUAGACCAAGUUGGAGUGGAUGGCAUAUAUAUGGCUCAAGAAAUGGAUGAAAAAGAAGCUCUAGAGCUCUUUGGUUGGCAUGCCUUUGAAAGUGGUUAUCCUAAUCAAGAAUAUCUUGACCUCUCAAAACGUGUAAUUCGUUACUGUCAAGGCUUGCCUCUAGCACUUGAAGUUGUAGGGUCUUUUCUGAUUAAAAGACCCACAGCGGAGUGGGAAAGCCAUCUGGAGAAAUUGGAAAGAAGUCCUGAUGGAGAUAUUCAAAAAAUACUCAGAAUAAGCUUUGACGGGCUACCUGAUCAGGAAAAGAGAGAAAUAUUCCUUGAUAUAUCUUGUUUCUUUAUAGGAAUGGACAAGGACUAUGUAACACAAAUAUUAAAGGGAUGUGGCUUCUCUGCAGUGAUAGGAAUCCGUGUCCUCAUUGAACGGUGCCUUGUAACUGUUAGUGAGCAAAAGGAGCUGAUGAUGCAUGAUUUGCUUCGAGACAUGGGAAGAGAGAUCGUUUAUGAAAAUGCCCGCGGUCAGCCUGAAAAAUUUAGUAGAUUGUGGAAACGUGAAGACGUAACAGAUGUAUUGGGAGACUCUGUAAGUACUUUCCAAGUAAAGUUUUAGAAUGCAUCAUGAAAGAAAAGCAUAUGUAUCCCGUGUCUAUAAUAAAUUAAAGGGCUUGUCCAAUAUAGAUCCCUAUAUUUUCUAUUUCCUAGACA